GUUUUUCAGUGAAAAUGGAAAAACUUUUGAGGUCUAGAAGAAAUUCAGUUGGAACUUAAAGUGUAAAAUGAAAAGUAGGGCAGUUAGCUUUGUGACUUCUGAAGAACUUUGAACGGUUUCACUGAUCACUUCUAAUUUAUCUAUACUUAAGCAAUUGAAAACGACAUUAUCAACCAUCACAAUCAAUCAUAACCUUCUAAUAGAACAAUGUGCUACGUACAAUACAGUAUAGCAGGCUGGGACAGCCUAGCUCCAAACUUCUCGUCUUUCCUCAUCAAAAUUUUAAAAUUGCGUCACCAUGCUGGUGAGUUGCCAGAAGAUCAGUCCAGUGAAGAGACUGGUCACGGAGCUCAAGAAGCACCACGUUAUCCCGCGACUGCUGGCCUGCAAGCCCACGGAAGUGAUCACCGUGCUCUAUCCCUGCGACAUCGACAUCAAGCCGGGCGUUACGAUAGUGAUCAACGAGGUGCUCCGCCGGCCGAUUAUCCGGUACAAGGCCGACCCGGAGCGGUUCUACACGCUGAUGAUGGUCGACCUGGAUGUGCCGCCGGACAACUACUCGGAGUGGCUCAUCUGGAUGGUGGGCAACAUUCCGGGGUGCGACGUGGCCCUGGGUCAGACGAUUGCCGCAUACGACAACCGGCGGGCCAUGGAGGGCGAAAACAUCCAUCGAAUCGUCUUCCUGGCCUUCCAGCAGUACCUGGAGCUGGACUUCGACGAGGUCCUUAUUCGCGAGGACGAGGAUGGGCGUCGCUGCAACUUCAAUUGCCACAAGUUCGCACGAAAGUACGCCCUGGGCAACCCGAUCGCUGCCAACUUCUAUCUUGUGGAAUGGGUUUUUCGAUGGACACCGACGUUUCUGAGUUUGGAAAUGGAAUAAAGUGGAGACAUGGCUAACUGGCAA
This is a messenger RNA of Drosophila subpulchrella, 904 nucleotides long. RefSeq names its product putative odorant-binding protein A5. The transcript has a single exon. Bases 299 to 880 code for a protein of 193 amino acids. Lineage: Eukaryota; Metazoa; Arthropoda; Insecta; Diptera; Drosophilidae. The record is from RefSeq and is a predicted model, not a curated record.